AUGUUCGAGAAGGUUGCAAAUGCAACAACCUCCAAGGAAGCAUGGGAUAUUCUUCAAACUUCUUUUAAAGGUUUGGACAAAGUGAAAAAAGUUCGCCUCCAAACCUUAAGAGGAGAGUUUGAAUCAUUGCAUAUGAAGGAAAAUGAAUAUGUUGUGGAUUAUAUUUCGAGAGUUUUGGCUAUUGUCAAUCAAAUGAAAAGAUAUGGUGAAGAGUUGAAAGACGAUAGGGUCGUGGCAAAAAUACUACGAUCCUUAAUUUCAAAAUUUGAUUUUAUUGUUGUUGCCAUUGAAGAGUCCAAAGACUUGGACACCAUGACCAUAGACGAGCUUUCGAGUUCCUUGCAAGCACAUGAAGAGAAGUUGAAGAAACCGAAAGAAGAAUCGGUUGAACAAGCGUUGCAAGCAAAAUUUUCUUUCAAAGAGAAAGAUGAAAGGCGUGGCUCGCAACAAAGAGGCCGUGGAAAUGGAAGAGGUCGUGAUAACUUUGAAGAGAAAAAUAAUUUCGUGGAGAGCAAAAAUGAAGAUGAAGAUGCCACCUUGCUCCUCGCAUGCAAAGGAGAAGAAAGUACCGAGAAGCACCGAUGGUACCUUGAUUCCGGUGCAAGUAGCCAUAUUUGUGGAAAGAAGGAUUUAUUUGUGGAACUUGAAGAGUUGAAUCGUGGCACAAUCACUUUUGGAGAUUCUUCACGUGUUAAAAUCAAAGGAAAAG
Nicotiana attenuata is the source of this 709-nucleotide messenger RNA. RefSeq lists its product as uncharacterized. The annotation marks the transcript as partial. The record is from RefSeq and is a predicted model, not a curated record. The transcript is spliced from 2 exons. NCBI's taxonomy places the organism in Eukaryota, Viridiplantae, Streptophyta, Magnoliopsida, Solanales, Solanaceae.